Xiphophorus maculatus (southern platyfish) is the source of this 3410-nucleotide messenger RNA. It is a transcript of the gene akt1, whose product is annotated as AKT serine/threonine kinase 1. The record is from RefSeq and is a predicted model, not a curated record. Lineage: Eukaryota; Metazoa; Chordata; Actinopteri; Cyprinodontiformes; Poeciliidae. Gene Ontology annotation, molecular function: protein serine/threonine kinase activity; ATP binding. Gene Ontology annotation, biological process: protein phosphorylation. The transcript has 14 exons. Bases 305 to 1726 code for a protein of 473 amino acids.
UGCCACAGAGGCACAGCAGACAGCGCGUUUGGGAGGUGUAGUGGAAGAAAGGCAAAGAGAAACGGAGUAAAUGAGAGCACUUCUGUCCACAUUGUUGAAGGACUUACCAACUUAAAACACCGCCGAAGCACCAAAGUAUAAUGAGACGGGCACACUGUUGAGCUGCUGUCCAGGUUACCACCAUUGAGAAGGCGGCCUUAAACCCCAGGACCCCAUCUGCAGGCUCCUGCAUUGGGCUGAGUGAAGGAAGCAAAGUUGUGUCUCUCCUGGUGGGAAACCUGGAUCCUCCAUCUUGUCCACCAACAUGACCAAUGUGGUGAUCGUCAAGGAGGGAUGGCUGCAUAAAAGAGGAGAAUACAUCAAGACCUGGAGGCCGAGGUAUUUUCUCCUCAAGAGUGACGGUACAUUCAUCGGUUACAAAGAACGACCACAAGAUGUUGACCAGCUGGAAACCCCCUUAAAUAACUUCUCUGUUGCACAGUGCCAGCUGAUGAAGACGGAACGACCCAAGCCCAACACAUUUAUCAUCCGCUGCCUGCAGUGGACCACUGUCAUCGAGCGUACCUUCCACGUGGAGACCCCCGAGGAAAGGGAAGAAUGGACCAAAGCCAUCCAGGCAGUGGCUGAAGGCCUUCAUAAACAAGAAGAGGAGAGGAUGGACUCCUCUCCAGAGCCCAUGGACAUGGAGGUCUACCUGACCAAACCCAGACAGAAAGUGACUAUGCAUGACUUUGAAUACCUCAAACUCCUGGGAAAAGGCACUUUUGGCAAAGUUAUUCUGGUAAAGGAGAAGGCCACAGGACGCUACUAUGCCAUGAAGAUCCUAAAGAAGGAGGUGAUCGUAGCAAAAGAUGAAGUGGCACACACACUCACAGAAAACAGGGUCCUCCAGAAUUCAAAGCAUCCGUUCUUGACUGGACUGAAAUACUCCUUCCAGACUCAUGACCGCCUGUGUUUUGUAAUGGAGUACGCAAACGGUGGUGAACUUUUCUUCCAUCUGUCAAGAGACCGGGUAUUUUCAGAAGAACGGGCUCGGUUCUAUGGUGCAGAGAUAGUGUCAGCGCUGGAUUACCUACAUGCUGAGAGAAACGUGGUUUAUAGAGAUCUGAAGCUGGAAAACCUCAUGCUGGAUAAAGACGGACACAUAAAGAUCACAGAUUUUGGUCUCUGUAAGGAGGGGAUCAAAGACGGAGCCACUAUGAAAACUUUCUGCGGGACGCCAGAGUACCUCGCACCUGAGGUCCUAGAAGACAAUGACUACGGCCGCGCUGUGGACUGGUGGGGUCUGGGCGUGGUGAUGUAUGAGAUGAUGUGCGGCCGGCUGCCGUUUUACAACCAGGAUCACGAGAGGCUGUUUGAGCUCAUCCUCAUGGAAGACAUCCGUUUUCCUCGGACUCUCGGCCCUGAGGCGCGCUCGCUGCUUUCCGGUCUCCUUAAGAAGGACCCAAUGCAAAGGUUAGGUGGAGGGCCUGAUGAUGCCAAGGAAAUCAUGCAGCACAAAUUCUUUGCUGGGAUAAAUUGGCAAGAUGUCUAUGAAAAGAAGCUUGUCCCGCCGUUUAAGCCCCAAGUUACCUCAGAGACGGACACAAGAUAUUUUGACGAAGAGUUCACAGGACAAAUCAUCACCAUUACGCCACCCGGACAAGAUGACAGCAUGGAAUCUUUCGACAGCGAGCAACGACCCCACUUCCCACAGUUCUCCUACUCUGCCAGUGGGACAGCCUAAUAUGCAAAUCUCAAACAUUCCUCCGGUCCCACGUUCAUUCCCUCUCUCCAUCCGACUGCACUCUCAAAAGGCCCCAGCCUGCUCAGCCUCGUCCUCCCCCAGCAUUGUCUGCACAAGCCCCCCGUCGGAUGUCUCAGUCUGUGAGCCGUUGUUGUUGUUUUACAGGAUGGAGGAAGUGCGAGACAAAAACAAAGAUAAACGUGCUUGUUCUUGGUGGCCUUUGAAGACUGACCAUGGAGAUAACACUACCCUGCAUUUCCUGGUUGUUAUGCUGUAUACAGAGCAGGCAUCCGUACUCCAUAAUGAACGGGGAAAUGUAGCUAUGCACAAAUUGGGCUACUCCCAUAGCUCAAUGGGGUUUUUUUGUCUUUUUUUAAAGGGGUUGUUUAUAUUCAAUAAAACAUCAACCAUUUCAAAUAAGUUUUAGGCAUGCUGUGGACCAAAAACACCAUGUAAAACAGAGAGUGUGUUGUUUGUUGAGUGGGUGAUUUAUUCAUGUUUUUCGAGUCUUUUCGGACUUUUUUGGCCUCAUAAAGUGAAUGUACCGUAUCAAAUAAAGUUAAACUUCCUUCAUACUGAUGUGUUGUAACACAUGUCUAAUUCUCCUAAGACUGAAAAGUCCUCUUCGCUUUAAGCCAGCCUUGAUGCAAAACUGAAACCGAUCUGUUGUAUUACCAUUCCACACAAUGAUAUAUCUGAGGAAUCAGCAGUGGAAUCUAGUCUAACAUGACGCGAGCAUGAGUGAUCAUUCAGUUUCUUUUAAAAAUUGCUUGCACAUGACUCAGAUCCACUGCUUCCUGUUCAGGCUAAUAAAAAGCAUCUCCACUCCUGAAGUCAGUGCUUACACUUCCUGGUGCCUUUUCAUGUGGAUGCGCCUUCUGCUCCAAGCUCUUCUUUUCUCCUUUGGGUUUUUCCUCUGUUUACAGUACACUAUUGGGUGUUAUAUUCCACCUGGUGCAUAUGCUGCAGCCUCAGUGAGGUCACUUCAACAUAAUACACUUCUUUAGGAAAACUUUGCAAGCAAACUAGGCUUCAGGGGAAAACGGUGAUCUUUCAUUUGCUUCUUUAGGGGACUUCCACCCCUCUCACUAGCUUCCGAGUUAUUUAUGAGACCAAUGUGGAUGAAAAGGAGUUUCACUGUGCCAAUGAUAUGCACUUUGUUGGCCAAAAAUGAUUGUAUUAGGACCCCCUCUAUAUAUGGCUGGUAAAGACUAAAUUAGCUUCCUUUUGUAAGAUGAAUUUGUGUGUUGUGGAUACGAUUGAAACAAGACGUGUUGGUUUGAAUCAUUUCUUGUGCUGAGGCUAAAACCGAUGGUCUUCUUUCAGAAGUUUCCGGAAGCUCUUCAGUAUUUUUAGAACGACAGAUAAUCAUUGUCAAAAGUGCAUAUUUUCAUUGAAUGUAAUGUUUUUUUAUAUUGUUUUCUCUUCAGUCGUUUGCAAACCUUUGUUCACUCUUUGAGUCUGUUUGUUACUUAUUCCUAUGCACACUCCCAUCUUGGCUGUCACCUUCUGAAAAUAGGGGGGGGAAAUCCUUUUAUAUUUUUUACUUCAACUUUUUUUGUACCUGCCCCUCCUGUAUUCCUGUGACCGAGGACACCAGCUUUAGUAAACAAAUAAUAUAAACUUUGUACACUGUUUUUACAUGUUUUCUUCUCAAUUGAUGAAAUUAAAGGUCUUAUCAACU